Panonychus citri (citrus red mite) is the source of this 2129-nucleotide messenger RNA. Its product is annotated as homeobox protein Meis3-like. The record is from RefSeq and is a predicted model, not a curated record. Gene Ontology annotation, molecular function: RNA polymerase II cis-regulatory region sequence-specific DNA binding; DNA-binding transcription activator activity, RNA polymerase II-specific. NCBI's taxonomy places the organism in Eukaryota, Metazoa, Arthropoda, Arachnida, Trombidiformes, Tetranychidae. The coding region runs from base 267 to 1616 and encodes 449 amino acids. Gene Ontology annotation, biological process: eye development; embryonic pattern specification; positive regulation of transcription by RNA polymerase II. The transcript is spliced from 8 exons.
GAAGAUGAGAUGAGGGAAUGAUGAUGAUUGUCGAUGGAAUGAGAAAACAGUAGUAGUAAGAACUCAACUCAGUUCCAAGUUCUAGUUUGAAAGGAAAAAAAAAAAGUUUUGUUAUAUAUAUUGAAGAACAAAAAGAAAGAAAGAGAAAAAAAGAGAGAGAGGAAGAUCGAAAGAAAGAAAAGAAAGAAAGACAAAAAAAACCCCGUGAAAAAAGUGUUAUUGUUAUUGUUUUUUUCCCCUGGAACGAAAAACAAAACAAGUAAGUAAUGGACAUGGAGCAUCCAUAUGAUCCGAUGCCCACUCUCACCUAUGGUCCAUCGGUGAAUUAUGGAAAUUCAGUCCAUAAUUACCAAGCGGGUCAUGCUAUGGGAGCCGAUAUACAUAAACGGGAUAAGGAUGCAAUUUAUGGACAUCCAUUGUUCCCACUUCUCGCACUCAUCUUUGAAAAAUGUGAAUUAGCAACUUGUACACCUCGAGAUUCUGGACUGUCCAGUGGAGGUGAUGUGUGUUCAUCCGAAUCAUUCAAUGAGGAUAUUCAGGUAUUCGCUAAGCAAAUACGCUCAGAGAGAUCCUAUUAUGUACCCAAUCCUGAGCUGGACAGUCUAAUGGUCCAAGCGAUUCAAGUGUUACGAUUUCAUUUGUUGGAAUUAGAGAAAGUUCAUGAAUUGUGUGAUAACUUUUGCCAACGUUAUAUCAGCUGUUUAAAGGGUAAAAUGCCCAUUGACCUUGUUAUUGAUGAAAGGGAUACAAAACCUGAUUUAGGGGAUAACAAUAAUAACUCAUCUUCCAAUGGAUCUGGAGGACCGGCAGGAGCUGGUUGUGGUGACCCAGGCGGUGGAGGUGGUGGCGGCGGAGGCCGUGGUGCAACAUCAAACGGAGGUAGAGGAGGUUCAACUGACCCUGGUCAUCAUUCAGAUUCAGCAUCAACACCUGAUCAGGUAAAGAAAAGACCUCCUUCUCAGUCAUUGAACUCCUAUGGUGGACCUGGAGCCCAUGAUGAUGUCCGUUCACCCACCGGGUCAACCGGAACCCCUGGACCUUUAUCACAACAGCCCAGUUCCCAACAGAGUACCGAUAACAACAGUGAAGCAGGAGAUUACUUACUUCCAGGAGCUUUUUUAGGUGAUGCUUCUGUCGGUAGUGGGGAUGGAACCGGCGAGGAUGAUGAUGAGGAACGAAAUAAGAAAAGACAAAAGAAACGAGGAAUUUUUCCCAAAGUUGCAACUAAUAUAAUGAGAGCUUGGCUAUUUCAACAUUUAACGCAUCCAUAUCCAUCCGAAGACCAAAAGAAGCAAUUGGCUCAAGACACGGGUCUAACCAUACUUCAAGUAAAUAAUUGGUUUAUCAAUGCUAGAAGACGUAUUGUCCAACCAAUGAUUGAUCAAUCUAAUAGAGCCGAUUUGGGAGGUGGUAUUCCUGGUGCUGGUCCUGGUUAUAAUCCAGACGGAACCAUGAGAUAUAUGAUGGAUGGUUCCCAGCAAUUUACACCACCAGGCCACCCACAUCCCGCCAUGAUGAUGGGCCAUGGACCUAUGGGACACCCUGGACUACCUCCUCAAAGCUCACCUUAUGAUGGAAGCUCAGGUCAACACUUUAUGGACAUUCAUGCCAGUUAAUCGUAAACAAAAUGUCGUGUAAAUCAAUCACUUCCCUUCUCUCUCUCUCUCUCUCUCUCUCUUCUCUAUUUCUUCUCACCCACCACCACCUCCAGAAAACACUCCCACUUCAAUUUCUUCUCCCUCUUUCUCAUGAUAGAAAAGCUUAUUCGGUGGGUGGAUAGAAAAAAGGAAGAAAAUUCUGGUUCUACCUUGAUUAUCUCUCCAUCUUCCAUCUCUCCCUAACUCUAUCUUCUCAUCAUUCUCUCUCUCUCUCUCUUCUUCGGCAAUCAAAUAAUAUUACAAUUUAUUGUAUCACAAUCUUUUCUCUAUCUUCCUCAUCUUCCUCUCUCUUUCCCUCUCUCGCUCUCUCUAUUAUAUUAUAUUAAAUGAAAACACAAUUUGAUUCACAAUUUAUUGUAACAACAAACAAGCAAAUCAACAACAAAACAAACAAUUAAACCAACAAUUUAAACUCUCUCGUUUAAACACAACAACAAAUUAUUAAUAAAAAUAACUCUCAUUUAAAACUAA